UCCAGAGAUCGAUGCGCUCGGCUCUCGGCUCUGCCUGGAGUUGUCAGUGCGGCGACAGCGGUGCUGAAUAUGGCGUCAGACGGGAUGAUUUUAACCAACCACGACCACCAAAUCCGGGUCGGCGUCCUGACAGUGAGUGACAGCUGCUUUAGAAAUCUUGCUGAAGACCGCAGCGGGGUCAACCUCAAAGACCUCGUACACGACCCUUCCUUGCUUGGAGGAACCAUUGCAGCUUACAAAAUAGUUCCUGAUGAACUCGAUGAGAUCAAGGAGACGCUGGUCGACUGGUGUGAUGAGAAAGAGUUAAACCUGAUUUUGACCACUGGUGGCACUGGCUUCGCCCCGCGAGAUGUCACACCUGAGGCCACUAAAGAUGUGAUCGAGCGGGAAGCUCCAGGGAUGUCUCUGGCCAUGUUGAUGGGCUCUCUGAAUGUCACUCCUCUGGGGAUGCUCUCCAGACCAGUUUGUGGUAUACGAGGAAAAACUCUCAUCAUAAACCUGCCGGGCAGUAAAAAAGGUUCACAGGAAUGUUUUCAGUUCAUCCUGCCCGCUCUCCCUCACGCCAUCGAUCUUCUGCGAGAAGCUGUGGUCAAAGUGAAGGAGGUGCCCAAUGAGCUUGAGGACCUGCCCUCUCCUCCGCCCCCUUUGUCCCCGCCCCCCGGCAGCAGCCCCCACCGACAGACGGAGGAUAAGGGGGUGCAGUGCGAGGAAGAGGAGGAGGAGAAGAAGGACAGCGGCGUGGCCUCCACGGAGGACAGUUCCUCCUCGCACAUCACAGCCGCCUCCAUCGCUGCCAAGAUUCCCGACUCCAUCAUCUCACGUGGAGUUCAGGUCCUCCCCCGUGACACGGCAUCAUUGAGCACCACGCCGUCAGAGUCACCGCGUGCUCAGGCUACCUCUCGCCUCUCCACCGCCUCCUGCCCCACCCCUAAGGCGCGGCUUCCCUCCUCCUCAUCCACCCUAAGCAUUGCUGAGGCGUCGCGGCGAGAGUUCAGAGCACACCUGGAUGAGGUCAUCACUCUGAAGUCAAGGUACUCAACCUUGGACCAGCUCCAGUGUAGGUUGGAGGUGCUAAAAGAUGAUCGUCGUGGCCAUAGGACCUUCAGUUCUCGAGUGCAGUCACGAUGCAGCAGCAAAGAGAAUAUCCUCAGAGCAAGUCAUAGUGCGGUGGACAUCACCAAAGUUGCACGGCGACACCGGAUGUCCUCGUUUCCCCUCACGUCUAUGGACAAAGCCUUCAUCACUGUGCUCGAGAUGACCGCCGUUCUGGGCACUGAAAUCAUCAACUACAGAGAUGGGAUGGGUCGAGUUCUGGCUCAGGACGUGUAUGCCAAAGACAACCUGCCUCCAUUUCCAGCGUCUGUUAAAGACGGCUACGCUGUGAGAGCCGCUGACGGUCCUGGUGACAGAUUUAUUAUUGGCGAGUCUCAGGCUGGUGAACAGCCAACGCACACCGUGAUGCCGGGUCAGGUGAUGCGGGUGACAACAGGUGCUCCUAUCCCGUGCGGGGCGGACGCAGUGGUUCAGGUGGAGGACACAGAACUGCUGCGAGAAUCUGAGGACGGCACAGAAGAACUUGAGGUGCGAAUUCUGGUUCAAGCUCGUCCAGGUCAAGACAUCAGGCCCAUCGGUCAUGACAUUAAGCGUGGUGAAUGCGUGUUGACCAAAGGCACUCACAUGGGCCCGUCUGAGAUCGGUCUGCUUGCCACAGUGGGCGUCACAGAGGUGGAGGUGCAGAAGUUUCCUGUAGUGGCUGUGAUGUCUGCAGGCAACGAGCUGCUGAACCCAGAGGAUGAUUUACACCCGGGUAAGAUCAGGGAUUCAAAUCGCUCUACGCUGCUGGCAACCAUUCAAGAGCACGGCUAUCCCACCAUCAACCUGGGCAUCGUCGGAGACAACCCUGAUGACCUGUUGAAUGCUCUGAACGAGGGUAUCAAUCGUGCUGAUGUCAUCAUCACCUCAGGGGGCGUGUCCUUGGGCGAAAAGGAUUUUCUGAAGCAGGUACUUGAUAUAGACCUUCACGCUCAGAUACACUUUGGGCGUGUCUUCAUGAAACCAGGUCUCCCCACAACAUUUGCAACACUUGAUAUGGAUGGGUCUCGAAAACUUAUCUUUGCUCUGCCAGGUAGGGACGCGGAAGUAAACGGGCGCAUGUCCUCUCUCGCAGGGAAUCCGGUCUCUGCGGUCGUAACAUGCAACCUCUUCGUCAUACCUGCCUUGAGGAAAAUGCAGGGAAUCUUAGACCCUCGACCCACCAUAAUCAAAGCCAGGUUGUCAUGUGACGUAAAGCUCGAUCCACGGCCCGAGUAUCACCGCUGUAUUUUAACAUGGCACCAUCAGGAACCUCUGCCGUGGGCACAGAGCACAGGUGAGAAGAGCACAGGCUCUCUUGCUUCCUCAGGGAAUCAGGUUAGCAGCAGACUCAUGAGCAUGCGUAGCGCCAACGGACUGCUGAUGCUACCUCCCAAAACCGAGCAAUAUGUGGAGCUGCACAAGGGCGAGGUGGUGGACGUCAUGGUGAUCGGUCGUCUAUGAUGUCAUCGGAGAGGGACGGAUGAACGAGGGGUGCUUCACGGUGCAUGUUCACAUAUCAUUGACUGUAAUAUGCAACGGCACAGCUAGUUUUUAUUGAUUUGGAUAAUGCUGAAGUAUAGUCGACAUCUUGAUCACAAAAAUAGAUACAUAUGAGAAAAAAGUCUAUUAUUUCAAACAAAGAAAAAAUAUAACUUUUAAAUGAUAAAAUCUAAUUAUAAAGAGAUUUAUUCUGUAUAAUUAUUAUUAUUGCAUUUUUCUUCUCAUUAUUAUUAUUAUUAUUCUUAAUUAUAAUGAUUAUAUUGAAGCAACUUUGUUCCUUUCAUUGCAGUUGCUGUGUGUUCAAUGCUAGAUCUUAUAGCUGUAGCAUUUUAAUAGAAAACGGUAGGUUCCUGCCAGGAGAAAAAAAAUAAUCGUAUUAUUUCCCCUUAAUAACUACAAAAAAAAGAAAAAUAGAUGACAAUUACUGCUUUCGUUUUCGAGCGUGAAGCGGUUGAAUCGUGGCUCUGGAGAGCGGCACUUUUUGUCUUACGUGUCAUUGACGUGACACUUUUACUUUCCCUCCCAUUACUACGCAUCAUUAUGACAUCACAAAGAGCUUUGCUUGUCGUUUAUCUCGUGAGUCUUGUUUGUGUGCGCAGUGCCAAACGCGUGGGUGCGCAAAGGUCGUGCCAGGGGGAACACGGGCCUGGUCACCCAAUCCCUGAAGCUUCCUUAUAAUCACAUGACCUGGUGUAGCCCCGCCCCCUCCCCCAGGGGGUGGAGUGACAAUGGAACGUUUUAUUUCAACAUACUUUUAAAAGACGAGAAAAAAAAUGACAGCUUAUUUAAGUGCUGACUGCCUUUUUAAUCAACUACACAGACAUGUACAGUAAAAAAAUGUCAAUUGAAUUGUACAGAUCAAUGUGACCAGCAGACCUGCGGAAUAUGAGCGAGCAAUGAGGCGACAACUAUUCUGUAUUAUAAACAUUUUCUGUAACGAUAAGAACCUAACGAGAAAGAGAGAGACUACAAUAAUACAAUCCUUGAUCAUUAUAUAUGAAGAAUAGCAUUGUGGAAUUUUCUUGUAAUAAAAUGAAUGAAAACAGAA
Molecule: messenger RNA, 3622 nt
Organism: Triplophysa dalaica
Lineage: Eukaryota; Metazoa; Chordata; Actinopteri; Cypriniformes; Nemacheilidae
Gene: gphnb
Product: gephyrin b
Exons: 25
Coding region: 70-2535 (821 amino acids)
Biological process (GO): molybdenum incorporation into molybdenum-molybdopterin complex; glycine receptor clustering; establishment of synaptic specificity at neuromuscular junction
Cellular component (GO): postsynaptic specialization; cytosol; dendrite
Molecular function (GO): molybdopterin molybdotransferase activity
Source: RefSeq, a predicted model, not a curated record